Messenger RNA from Brassica napus (rape), 742 nucleotides. RefSeq names its product peptidyl-prolyl cis-trans isomerase NIMA-interacting 4-like. The transcript has 5 exons. Lineage: Eukaryota; Viridiplantae; Streptophyta; Magnoliopsida; Brassicales; Brassicaceae. Gene Ontology annotation, molecular function: DNA binding; peptidyl-prolyl cis-trans isomerase activity. Bases 136 to 564 code for a protein of 142 amino acids. Gene Ontology annotation, biological process: rRNA processing. The record is from RefSeq and is a predicted model, not a curated record.
CUCGAAAAUGGGCCGAGGCCACAUCAAUAAAGUGGGUCCGUUAUAUUCCCUGAGAAUAUAUCUUCACCUAACAAAUCUCUCCUUGCUCGGUCGUUCAAUCGGAAAGAAGAAGAAGAACCUCAAAGCGUUUAGGAGAUGGGGAAAGACGCUAAAGCUGGUGGGAAGGGUAAGGGAAAGCAAGCUGGUGGCAGUGAUGAAGCCUCCUCCAAGGGUAAAGGCAAAGCUGGAAAAGCUGCUGAUGGUCUUGGAACAUGCACUUAUGUUAAAGCGAGGCAUGUUUUGUGUGAAAAGCAAGGAAAGAUCAAUGAGGCAUACAAGAAGUUGCAGGAUGGUUGGUUGAGCAAUGGAGACAAAGUUCCUCCUGCUGAGUUUGCUAAGAUUGCAGCAGAGUACUCGGAGUGCCCAUCAGGGAAAAAAGGAGGAGAUCUUGGAUGGUUCCCUAGAGGAAAGAUGGCAGGUCCAUUCCAAGAUGUCGCCUUCAACACACCUGUUGGUGUCACUAGUGCACCUUUCAAAUCUACGCAUGGAUACCACAUCAUCUUGUCGGAAGGAAGGAAAAACUGACAGAUUACAUCUCUGUUCUGCUCUACUCUAGUCUUGUGGAUGUCACUUGCUAGUUGUUACUGUAACUUAUAUAUAAAAAACACAGCCUUUGUUGUUCUGGCCAAAAUGUUUGCUACAAGUUGUUAACAAAUCUUCUCUGUUGUUUUGAAUAAUGAAUUUCUGACGACUGUGUAAUUCA